Molecule: messenger RNA, 4557 nt
Organism: Hibiscus syriacus
Lineage: Eukaryota; Viridiplantae; Streptophyta; Magnoliopsida; Malvales; Malvaceae
Product: Fanconi anemia group D2 protein homolog
Exons: 31
Biological process (GO): mitotic intra-S DNA damage checkpoint signaling; homologous chromosome pairing at meiosis; double-strand break repair involved in meiotic recombination
Cellular component (GO): nucleus; condensed chromosome
Molecular function (GO): DNA polymerase binding
Source: RefSeq, a predicted model, not a curated record
UGUUUCUCGAUAUGAAUCCAAAUAAGCAAAGGGAAAAACACUAAACCAAUCACCACCGACUCGCCGUCGAAACGACGGGUCUCUAAGUGAACUCUGAGAGGAGGAAAAAACAUGGUAUUUCUCCGCCACCAACAACCGUCACGGAAGAGAUCUUCCUCUUCCUUUGUCCCUGCAUUUCCUCCGCCCAAAAUCCCCAAAUCUCAAAAUGACGAAGGCACUGCCGUUGAUGCUGUUGAUAAGAUGGUUUCAAUAUUGGCCGAGGGCGGUUGUACCUUGGUUAAUCCCUUGGGCCCACCCUCCCUGCCCUCCGAUCCCUACGAGCUCCGCCGCCACCUCUCCCGCAGUUUUUCUUCUACCGACGAUCGCUCCGUUUUUCUCUCUGGUUUCUCUUCUUACAUUCAAUCUCCCUCCAAUCUUCGCAGGGUUCUCAUUUCUUCAAAUGGAAGUAGUUUUGGUCCCGCUAAAAAUGAAAGCUUAGUUCGACAUCUUUUGCUGGUUGCACCAAUUCAAUUAGAUCUUCAAAUUAUGCUCCUUGAGAAACUUCCUGAAUAUUUUGACAUAGUUUCUGGAGAUUCUCAAACGUCAUUGUCCCUUGAAGACGAUGUUGCUAGGCUUAUCAUUAAUCAGUUUCGGUGGCUUGAUUUUGUUGUUGAUCCUAGUUCCUUCACGGAUAAGUUAUUGCAAGUGCUUUCCAUUUGCCCUUUACACUUGAAAAAAGAGAUAAUUGGAUCAUUGACUGAGAUCAUUGGUGAUCAAAAUAACAAGACUGUGGUUGAUUCCCUUGAACAAAUGCUUCAUGAGGACCCAUCUGUAAUUGUUCCUGUGCUCGACUCUUUUUCAAAUCUUAAUUUGGAUCAUCAGCUGCAAGAACAGGUCAUAACUAUAGCACUAUCAUGCAUUAGAACAAUUGAUGCGGAGUACAUGCCAUGUCUGCUUCGAUUUUUACUACUCUCUGCCACACAACUAAAUGUUCGCAGGAUAAUCUCACAGAUACGUGAGCAUUUAAAGUUUGUUAGGAUACCACAUAACCGCACAAUGCAAAAGAAUAAACUCAAAGGGAAAAUGCUUGUUGACAACACUGAGGCAUCCAUUCUAGAUGCUUUGAGAUCUAGCCUUGAAUUUAAGAGUGUACUCUGUCAAGAGAUUUUGAAGGAAUUAAAUGGCCUUGAAAAACCUCGAGAUCACAAAGUAAUUGACAUAUGGCUGCUUGUGCUAUUGUACACAAAAGGAAAGUCCAUGCGGAAAAACAUUGAAAAGGUGUUUAAGAAGAAAGUUACUGAAGGUUGUAUUCAAGAAGUUAUGCUUGAUCAAUGCAUUUGUGGGAACAAGGAACUGGCUCAGGAAUAUUUCCUGGCCUUCCUUUCUUUAGCUGAGUAUGUAUUGGCUUGCAAAGAACAAAAGGCCAGGGAUUUUGGCAUCUACAUGUAUACUCUUCUUUUUGAAGAGUUUUCUGAUACCUAUUCAAGACAGGAAGUUCUUGGUUCACUAGUUACUCAUGUGGGCUCUGCUGUUAGUUUUGAAGUUAGUUCUGCUCUGCAGAUUAUGGCUUCACUUGCCACAAAACAUGCAAGGGAACUCAUUCCACUUUCUUCUCAUAUAAAUGGAAUCCUGGACUAUUUGGAGGGAUUGACUGUAGAAAAUCUUUAUAAGGUUUAUGAGGUCUUCAGCCAUAUGACACUACUAGCUCGCUCUAACGCUGACUGUUUGGGCUCUUCCAUGGCAAAUGAACUUUUUAUAAUUGUUCGGAAGCAGGUCAGUCAUCCAGAUCUGAAGUACAAAAUGAUGGGUCUAAUUGGAAUAUUGAAAAUAGUUUCAUGUCUAGGAGGAGAAAGUAAUGCUACUUUAUCAUCGCCAUUUGAGAAAUCAAAUGCUGACGAGGCUGUGGAGCUCCUUGAAACAGGCUUAGAAUCUUGCAAACAGUCAUGCUUGUCAUCGAUCUUCUUUUAUGAUGAACUGACUGCAAUUUUAGAAAGUACAACCCUUCAUCCUGUUAUCAUGGAUUGGAUUGGCAAGCAUUUAGGAGAAUUUGAAUCUAUAUUUCUGUCUGAUCUUGAUGGUGGGAAGUUGCCUAGCAGGAUCUCUUAUUGCGGUUUAGAAGGGGAGCUGUGGAUGAAUUUGGACGGUGAAGUGUCUCCUGUUUGUCUGAAUAUUCUGCCAUUGGCUUCUUCUUCUCAGUAGAAUGCUUCUUUGCAAUUUCUUCCUGCUAAUUUUCAUUUACUAUCAGCUGUUGAACGGUUGACGAAUCAAGGAUCUCUUGGUGGAAUUGAUGCAUUACUUGGCUGUCCUAUUCUACUUCCCUCUUAUAAGUACUUCUCAGAAGCUGAAUGGCAGUCUCUGACAGGAAAGCAGAAACAUAUUAUUUGUCUCUCACUUUUUUAUUCAGUGAACUGGAUAAGGGAACUGCUCAAUGCCUUCUGCACACAAGUAGAUGGAAGAUUUCAAUUCACAAGUCAGUCCACAAAAGUGGACAAUAUACAGAAACUAUUAAAACGAAUGAGGAAUCUAGUAUUUCUUGAAAGCUUGUUAAAUCAUUCCAUCAAAAUGUGUCCUGUAGUACUACCUCAGCUCCAUCUUCAAAUGGAGCAUUGUGGAUCAACACUCAUAAACCAACCAACCUAUGUGGGGACUAAAGAAAAGAAGAAUGGGCCUAAGGUGACACUCGAAUGCACAUCUCCAAACAAGAGGAAGAAUAAAAAGAUUUCAAAGACCUCAACAACUGGUGCAGAAGGAAAACUUCGUCAGGUAACAUUGUUGGAUGUGUUGAAAAAAGCAGGAGCGGUGACAAGCCAAGAGGAUCCAGAUGAGGUUUCUUCAAAGGAUAUGGCAACAUCAGCAUCAAUGGAUCACCAUUUGCAUGCCUUUAAUGAGUCGGUGCUAAUAGAAGUUUCUCCAGUUUCCCAAGAUCUGGAAUCACAGAAAUUUAGGUUCAGGCCUCUUCUAUUGGAAUGCUUUUCCAUUUUUACUUUUUCAAAGGACCAUGACUCCUGUUGCUCUGACCCUGUGUCUGAGUUGCCCCUAUUCUUGUACCUUAUUCAUGAUCUUCACCACAAGCUGGAUUACUUUGCUGCUGCGGGCAAACAAUGCUCCUCAAGAAGCAUGACUACUGCUGCUGUUACCAGGAUGACUUUGAAUGAGUUUCUUAGCAAGAUUAGACCUCUCUUUCCAAGUCUUAAGAGAAAUUUAGAUAGUUCAUUCUGUAUUCUUAAAGAAGGUAAUGAAACUUGUCAAGAACACUGGAACUUUCAAUCCACUGCUGCUGGCAACCCAGAUUUAACCAGUGUUGUGCCAUCAAAAUCUUCAAUUUCUACUAUGCUAUUUAAGGAAAUACUUAGUAGUUUCAGUAAGAUGCUAAACCUUUCUGAAGUUCAAAGGAAUAAAUCAGUUCUUUCAGAUCUCCUUGAGGCCUUUCAGCCCAAUAAGGCAUUGGAUACUGGUUCUUUAGACAUCCAGCCUUGUCCUUCGUCCGGAACAAUAGAAUACUCAUGUUUUGGUGCUUGUUCAUUUGUAGAGAGUAUCCUUGAUGCAGCAUGUUCUUUUUCCUUUAUUCUGGCAUCAGAGGCUCUCUUCACUUUAGAGUCGGUUGUUACAUCAAUUCAGAAGGUCAUGGAUAAGUUGGAUGGAGAUGAUAAUAACAAAAAGUCAGGGUAUAGCCAGAUCCUUUAUUUACUGCAUGGAAGGCUUAGAUCUUCUGCUAUGAAGCUUUUAAAGCAUAAUUGGGACAGCAAAAAUCUUGAAAAUGGCUGGAAGAACAAAGGAGAAAUGGUGCAAAAGAUACUGCGGGCUUACUUGGAAUAUUCUGAAUCAACUUCUGAUUUGCUGGAUGAGCUUGCCUGCUCAAUUUUGCCGCAGGUUUCUUUUACGGCAAUGGCAGAUGAUGAGGAUUAUGGUUUCCCAACUCUAUGUUCUGCAACAUUCCUCUCAUGGUACCGUGUGCUGUUUGAAGUAAACCUCACAGUUCUCGACAAACUGGUUAAGGAAGUUGUUUGCUUAGAGAAGGUUCGAUCUGGUGUUCAACCAGAAAAUGUUCACUCACUUUUGAUCAGGAUGCAGAAGAAUGUUAAUGUGGUUGUUGCACUAGUUAGCAUGUGCAGAACCCAUGAUAAGGUCUCCAUGCAUGCCAUGGCAGUCAAGUAUUGUGGGAAAUUCAUUGAUUCCUUCCUUAAAGCGUUUGACUUCUUGCAGGUUCACUUCCAAACGCAUAAUGAAGUCAUACUUCUAUUGGUGAAAGAACUUCAAAAGGCAACACGAACGAUUCAGACCCUAUGUUCAGAAGCAAAGGGGUUGAAACAAACAGCCAUCACCGGCAAAAUACCUGCUACUAAAAGAUCUCUGGAACGCUUUUUGUUUCGUGUCAAGGCUCUUCUCCAUUCGACCUCUAACGGCUGCACUUUCUGGAUGGGUAAUCUAAAACACAAGGAUCUCAGGGGUCAUGUGGUCAGCUCGCAGGCAUAUGUAGAUGAUGAAAUUGACAACAGGGAUGAAGAUCCAGUGGGAGUUGGAGACUUGGAUCCACAAGGAACUGUUCCAUCUGAUAGUCAAAAUAGUGAAGCAGAAUGA